Molecule: messenger RNA, 2829 nt
Organism: Exserohilum turcica Et28A
Lineage: Eukaryota; Fungi; Ascomycota; Dothideomycetes; Pleosporales; Pleosporaceae
Exons: 1
Coding region: 1-2829 (942 amino acids)
Source: RefSeq, a predicted model, not a curated record
AUGUCUCGCAACGACCGCGGGCCAAACAAAUUCUCCUUCCCUCUGCCUCGCCGCGUGCGUUCCAAAAAAGCCCAGAGGCACCUUGUCGACGACCACGACCACGACGCUCGCUCGAUACCCCCUUCAACUGCUAGCUCCAGGCCGGCCUCCCAUUACGAAGAACCAGCCAGCAAAGCACACCAAAUCCUAGGCACCGCCAACUCGACGCACUCUUCCACGUCGGGACGAGCCUCAACCCCGCUGGGCUCUGCCUACCGGUCAAGCGUCGUCUUGCCGACUGGUGCUGGACCCUACACUGACGACGGCAUCUCCGUAUCGACAAGAGCCAGCAGCGCCCAUUCAUCACGAUUUGCCAUGUCGAGAAAGCCGUCGUCAAGCGUCUUGGGGCAGGUACACACCGAACAAAGGAGCCAACGACGUGCUAACCAAGGCUCAUUCAGUUACCGGCUACAUACCCAAACAUCCAGCUCUACCAUUCGCUCGCACUACGACGCGAAGAAUUCGCCCUUGUCCAUUUCGCAACAAACAUCCGAUUCUGCUAUCCGAGACCGAGCGUUGCGAAGAGGGCGUCCGCCAGUGCUACGAGACAACGGCUAUGACGGCUAUGACGGCUACGAGGCAAGUCCGGUGUCGCCCGCCAUCCUCGAGGAAGCAAGGAAAAAGGAAAACCGAAAAAGCAAACCUACACGCCUCGAUCUGUCCAGGUUGUUUCCCAAGCCCAAGGGCAUCGGCAAUCAGCGCCAUGGCAUGGCAAUGCUCUCGCCCACCAAGAUGGUCAACUCACCGGCUGCAAUGUCAAUGAACUCUGACUACUUUCAUCACCCUCGAUCCCGAGAUCGGAGUCCACAAAAGAUGCGAAGCAAACUGAAGAAGAACAACGACCCGGUGCACCAUCACGCUUCUGUACGCAGGGUCGAGAAGGAUGAGUGUGAUAAUGCCAAAGUGCACGUACGUCGGCCGCCAAAAGGCGUUACUCACUGGUUCGACGCACUCGACGAAGACAGUAGUGACAAUGCCGACGAAAUGGAGCCUGCCCCUGCCCCUGCCCCUGCCCCGCGCGCUGUUCGCUCGCAUGGUGCGUUAAACCACAGAGACCCUGUUACCCAGACCAAUCAGUCCAUGGCCAGCUCCGUUUACAGUUCUCGAUCGCAGGGUGCUGCCGCACCGCACAAGCGAGAUAGUUUUGCGCUUGAGGAUAUUGUCGAUGUUCGGCAUCUAGCCUCGCCCAGCCAGUACUCGGUCGACACAUAUCAGUCGCAGACGUCGUCGAGAACCAAAGGGUCAGCACUAGCAAAAACCAAUCUCCAAGACUCGAGCGUCUUGUCUUUCUCGUCGUCGGAAGAUGAGGGCGAUGCCCGUCGAAGUGAAUAUCGGACUAAUUUUAGCCGCCAGAGUAUGGAUAGCACCGAGUACAACGGAGAUAUAGUCAUCGGCCGAGCGCAAAUGUACGAGGUCCGUCCCACACACAGCCGGCAGGCAUCCUCGGGGAAAAUGAGCACUUUGUCGACAUCGACAAAUGCUGCUACAAUCGAAGUCAUGUACACACCGGAUCCACCCCUUCCUUCGUAUCGCUAUUCACGGAGCCGCGCGUACAGCGGCAGCAAACGGAACAGCCACGUGAGGCAGCCUUCAGUAAUCCACGAAGAUGAGGAUUCUCGCCCGAGGACAUAUGCAAACACACCCUCGUCGCCUUCGACACGCAGUGUGAUGAGUGCACGUACUUCGGCCAGCGCACCACAGCCGCAGUCAGAUUCUUUGCGCAAACUCAUGCAGGUCACUGCUGAAGAGGAGACCCUGCUGGAACUAAUGAGAAAGAAGCGUGCGGAUAUGCACAAACAGUCGGGGUCGCAGGCACCAAAAAGAGAGGUACACAAGCAAAAGAAGACGGCGCGGGAAACCUCUGGGCAAACACAGCUCAUGUCUGGAUUCCUACCUACGGAGCCCUACGAGUCGAUUCCAACGCGCAUGGUGGACACGGGAUCCAGGCAACGCGCAUCGACAAGUACGUCUUUAUCGCAUCAGUCAUCUGCGCGUGGCAGGUCACCAGGGACCAACGGUGCUGUGGAUACAGGCCGGCUUCGUGAAGACUCCACAAGCGAUGCUUGGUCGGACCGCCAUCACUCUCCUGCCAGCCGCGGGAAAUCGCCGCACUAUUUUUUGCCAUCUUCGAAAUAUUCGCCCCGGGCUCCCUCUCCGCCCUCGUCCCCUAUGCCUGCUGUUGGCACAAUGUCACCUACUACAACUGACCACCCAUCGCCUUUGCCGUCACCCAAGACACCGAGCCAUUGCACGGAACAAAACGUCAAUGUCAAAGUAGCAGAUAGCGAUAUUAGCAACGACCUAGACGAUAUGCCAGCUUUGGAACACAGUGUUGGAGGGGCGGGGUCCGAGAACAUCAAGCCCGAUUCAUCCCGCGACUUCACAUUACAUCGUCGCCGUCGAACUGCAUCUAGUGAUGCGGAAAUAACCUUCCCGGCUCCGCCUACCACUACUUUCAGAGAUCUGUACCCAGUCUCGGAAGCCUCAUCGCGCCCAACCAGUGUAGUCGAGCCACCAGCGCCGAAAUCCCAAAAGAAGGCGGCAAGACACAUAAGUGAACUGGCACUUGGAGGCAUUGAAACGCGAAACCGGAACAGCAUUCAAUCAAUAGCGUCACGCACGUCGACCAAUUCGGAAGCUUCCGCCUAUGUCCAUAGCGCAGGCAGGACGAGAUCACGUCAUCUGAGCCCUGACUGCAUUACGAGCAGUCCUCGGCUUUCGAUUGAAGAAAGGGACAGCAUCAGCGAGGAUAUCCUAGCUGCCUGGAAUAGCUUGGGAGGAACCUACUAA